AUGGCCUCGCAAAACAUCUUCCUCAUGCUCUUGACCCAUCUCCUGCUGCUGCUGAAUGGACCGGCCGUCUUGGUCACGGCCAAUCCGGUCUUCUCUCGUGGUCACAAGGGACUGGAGAAAGUCGUCGCGAGAGAUACAGGUUACUGGGUGGGUUCCGUUAAACAUCAAGGCGUGGUAGCUUUCGGGAACAACUCGGCCUACCAAGUAUAUCGCAACGUUAGAGACUUUGGCGCUAAGGGCGAUGGCGUCACCGACGACACUGUGGCCAUCAAUGCGGCCAUCUCGUCGGGUCAGCGCUGUGGGCUGGGCUGCGACUCUUCCACCACCACGCCGGCUCUCGUGUACUUUCCCGCCGGUACCUAUCUGGUCUCCAAGCCCAUUGUGCAGUAUUACUACACUCAGAUGGUCGGUGAUGCGACCAACUUGCCUGUCCUGAAAGCCACCGCUGGGUUCUCUGGCAUGGCCGUCAUUGAUGCCGAUCCGUAUACCGACACGGGCGACAACUGGUACACCAACCAGAACAACUUCUUCCGUGCCAUUCGCAACUUUGUGAUUGAUCUCACAGCCAUGCCCCAGAGUGUCGGAGCCGGCAUCCACUGGCAGGUCGGGCAGGCCACGAGCCUGCAGAACAUUCGCUUCGAAAUGAUCCAGGGCGGCGGGGAUGCCAACAAGCAGCAGGGCAUCUUUAUGGACAACGGCUCCGGUGGCUUCAUGACGGACCUGACCUUCAAUGGCGGCAAUUAUGGCAUGUUCGCCGGCAACCAGCAGUUCACCACGCGCAACCUCACCUUCAACAACUGCAACACCGGUGUCUACAUGAACUGGAACUGGGCAUGGACCUUCAAGUCCGUGACCUUCAAUAGCUGUGGUGUCGGUCUUAACAUGUCGACCUCGCCGUCGAACCAGACCGUGGGCUCCGUGCUGCUGCUGGACAGCAAGUUCGUCAGCACCCCAACGGGAGUCGUGACGGCCUGGACCCGCAAUAGCAUUCCAGUCGGCGCUGGCACCUUGGUCCUGGACAAUGUCGAUUUCAGCGGUUCCACCGUCGCCGUCGCCGGCGUGAGUGGCAAUACGCUGCUCGCCGGAGGCUCAGUUGUGUCGAACUGGGUUCAGGGCAACAGCUACCGCCCGUCGUCGACACUCAACAAGCGCGCCAGCAGGUCGACCGCGGUCGUGGUGGAAACCAUCGUCCAGACAGUGUAUGAAUGCCCCGAGGACGCGGUCACGGAGACCGUGAUACCCUCGCUGCCCACCGCUUCCUCCUCGGCCACCACUGAACUUCGAGCGGGCAGUGCCGACACCGCCAGCCAGAUCUUGCCCUGGCUGUCCUCACUCUCCUUGGAGUUCCCGCCUCUCGGCUCUGCCUUGUCGCUCCCGGGAUUCGACCAGCCGUCCACCACCGCGGAGACCCUUGCUCCUGCAACUGCCAGCGCCUCGACUGGAACCUCGGUCCCUACCGAGCUACCCUCCACUACGGUGAUUCCCACAGCCUCCACGGCCUCCUCCUCCUCCUCCCUGUCCCUGGCCACGGCGAUCUCGUCCGGCGCUCCUCAUGCCUCCAGCGGCUCCAUGCACGGCUCCAGCGGCUCCAGCCAAUGCUCCGCGCGCGCCGUGACCAAGACCCGCAUCCAGACCGCGCUGCCCGCAAGCUCCAAGCCCAGCUCGCUGCUGAACGGCAACGGCAAGGUGUUUGAGCGGUCCAAGCCCCUGUACGAAAGCUACCCAGCGUCGUCAUUCAUCAGCGUCAAGUCCGCCGGCGCGAAGGGCGACGGUUCAACCGACGACACGGCAGUGCUGCAACGCAUCCUGAACGAGGCCAAAGCCGACCAAGUCGUCUACUUUGACCACGGCGCGUACAUCCUCACCGACACCCUCAAGGUGCCGGCCAACAUCAAGAUCGUCGGCGAAGUGUGGCCGCUGCUGAUGGCGUCGGGCGCCAAAUUCUCGGACCAGAACAACCCGAUCCCGCUGCUCCAGGUGGGCGAAGUCGGCGACAAGGGCUCCGUCGAAAUCAGCGACCUGGCCAUCCAAACCAAGGGCCCCGCGCCCGGCGCCAUCCUCAUGCAAUGGAACGUGGCCGAGACGUCCCUGGGCUCCGCCGGCAUGUGGGACGUCCAUUUCCGCGUUGGCGGAUCCGCAGGAACCGAGCUCCAAAGCGACAAAUGCCCCAAGACCCCCGAGUCCACCACCACCCCCAACGCCGCCUGCCUGGGCGCCUUCAUGCUGCUGCACAUCACCCAGCACGCCACAGCGUACAUGGAGAACGUGUGGUCGUGGACCGCCGACCACGAGCUGGACCUGGCCGACCACGCCCAGAUCAACGUGUACACGGGGCGCGGCGUGCUCGUCGAAAGCCAGGGCCCCGUCUGGCUCUACGGCACCGCUGCCGAACACAACCAGCUCUACAACUACCAGGUCACCAACGCCGCCGACAUCUUCAUGGGCCUCAUCCAGAGCGAAACCCCCUACUACCAGGGCAACCCGAACGCGCUGGUGCCCUUCACGCCGCAGACGCAAUGGAGCGACCCGACCUUCGCCCACUGCACCACCAACGCCUGCCGCAAGGCCUGGGGGCUGCGCGUCGUCAACUCCACCGACCUCUACGUCUACGGCGCCGGGCUCUACAGCUUCUUCGAGAACUACGCCCAGCAGUGCAUCGGCACCGACAGCUGCCAGCAGAACAUGGUCGAGGUCGACUGCUCCAAUGUGCACCUUUACGGGCUGAGCACCAUCGCGAGCCAGAACAUGAUCACCUCGUCGGGCGGCCAGUCGCUUGUGCCGGCCGAGGGAAACGAGAGCACGUAUUGUUCGACGAUUGCCCUGUUCGAGCAGUCUCAAUGA
Messenger RNA from Aspergillus ochraceoroseus IBT 24754, 2841 nucleotides. It is a transcript of the gene exgO, whose product is annotated as exo-beta-1,3-glucanase Exg0. The record is from RefSeq and is a predicted model, not a curated record. Lineage: Eukaryota; Fungi; Ascomycota; Eurotiomycetes; Eurotiales; Aspergillaceae. The coding region runs from base 1 to 2841 and encodes 946 amino acids. The transcript has 2 exons.